AUGGAUUUAGAUCAACAAGAGGCUUUGAAUACCAUUGAGAAUUCUGUCUACAGAACAGCCCUGAAGCUCCGCGCUGUGCAACGCCUGUGCCAGAUCGACUUGACUGAUGCCUCCUUGAUUCAGCAAAUCCUGCCAAACCACCAGUGUUGGGCUGAGAAGUCUCUCCCAGCGGAGCAGAUCUUGCAGCUGCUGAAGAAGAUUUUUAAGAGAGCCCGAUCAGAGAAGCCAGGCCAGGUGGAGCCAAAGGCCCCUGAACUAACAAUGAGCCUCCUGACCGCUGCAUAUGACAGAAACGGAGUGGGUUGUUUCCAGCCCCGAUCUGCUGCAGCUGCUCUGAUUGCUCUCUCAGGGGACAGCCUUCUCACCAAAUAUAGAGCUCUCUUUCAGCUUUAUGCAACCUGUGUAGGAAGGAGUCCCAGCCGCACUCAUAUCACUCGAAAUGGUGUGAGAAAUCUGCUCGCAGACUUACUUCAGGUCCUGGCAGUGGUAGGAGAAUGCCGUAACCUGUCUAAUGUGGACAUUGCAGUACAGAGUUGUUUCAGUGGGGUUCUGAGUUCCACAAUUGAUGAAGAGAGAUUCUUGGCUUGGCUCCAGUCUGAACCUGCCAUCCUCCUCUGGCUCCCUACCUGCCACAGAUUGUCAGCAACAGAAAUGGUCAUGCACCAGGUCAAAUGUAACAUCUGUAAGAGCUUUCCCAUCACCGGACUAAGGUAUCGUUGUCUGAAGUGCCUGAACUUUGACCUUUGCCAAGUCUGUUUCUUUACCGGACAACAAAGCAAGCCCCACAAGAAGUCUCAUCCUGUGGUGGAGCACUGUGUGCCAGUGUCAGCAAAGGAGAGCACCAAGCUAUUUUUCCGCAUUAUCCGAAACAACUUGCUGCAAAGGCGCUGCAAGAGGAAGGAAGCGCUGAGAAGAAAUGCCUUGAUAGUGAUGGGAGAUGGUGACUUUUCUACCCGCAGCUACGCACACCCUGGUUCACUCCAGCCCACCUCUUCAGGGCAACCUGUGCCACUUAAUCUGUCUUCCUCAGUGCCAACUUUAGACCUACAGCUGAGCAGUCCUUUAGAUGUCAAAGUAUCCCAAGCACAGCUGGUGCAAAACGACAAGAGACCAUUAGGUCAAGAUACAACAUCCAAUCAGGCACUUGCUUCUCUUGAGGCAGAAUUGGCUAAAACACAGGAAUCCAUCAAGACCUUUCGCAGUGAGAGGAGGUACUUGAAGAAGCAGCUAAGCAAGUGGAAGGGCCAAGUGCAGCUCCUUCACUCCGCUCAGGAAGAUAGAAACUGUGCACUAGAAACAAAGAUCCAUGAGUUAAUAGCAAGCCAGGAGAACCUCAGGAUGGAACUUCAGGAAAUGAGACAUGAAAUUACGAACAUCACUAUAAAGAGCAAGGAGUCCUUGAAGCAAAGGAACUUUCAGACUGGAUCUGGUUGCCCUCCAUUAAAGCCCAACCAUGUGAAAUACAAGUCUCCGGAUCUCCCUUCCUCUUGUGUUAAAAGGAAGUGGCUUUUAGAACCACAGGCUGGUCUUCUUGCCAGAAAUUCAGGAGGAUCAGCCGAGAUCACAUUAGGAACAACAGUCUUCCAAAAUGAUAUCCCUGAAGUUGUUCAUCCUAAAAACCCCAGGGAGAGAACUGUUCCUCUGACAGAUUGCUCUGGCGAGCUAAAGUCUGAAACAAGCAGGGACCAUCUCAGUGGUGGGAUUAAGAUCCCAAGCCCUAAAUGUUCCACUGCAACAGAGACUCUUCAUAGUGAGAAACAGAUGGAAGAGGAGGAGGAACUGCAGCAGCUAAUGAUGAAGUUGAAGGAUGCACUCCAUGUGCAGCCAGGUCAGCCCUCUGUUUGUAAGGCGGGAUUGCUCUCAACAGCCAAGAUUGUUCACAAGUCUUUCUCUGAUCUCAUCAGCCAAGUAACCUUGCCAACUAGGAAAUGUGACAAUGGUGAUAUUGGUUCUCUUUCCUCCAUCACUGCCUGAUUGUCCAAGGGGAAAAGACCACCACAUAAUAUUGAUUCUCAGAAAUGUCCAGAUAUUCCUUUAGAAUUAGCUGUCAUAGUUAUAUAUUUUGACAGAGGAUUUCUGUACAAUGCUACAGACAAAUCCUUCCAUACAGUAGUUUUUCUGGUUUUGUGUUCUAAUUUUUAUACUGCAGUGACAUUAAUCCAUCACAUACUUAUGUUAACAAAUUUUCAGUGGUCCUGUCACAUGGUUGUUCAACAUCUUUAGGUUCCAUCCGGUCCGUUGAGCACUUUUCCAAGGGCAAAAAGGGGUGUUCUAGAGCGAGUUCAGUGUGGAUUGGGAGAAGCUUUAGAUUUGUCAUAUCCAAGGCAUGUCCCCAGAAUUUGUGUGGGUGGGACUAUGCUAGCCUUGGAGCUGUUGCAGUUAGUUUCCUUCCCGUUGGAGCCAAUGGUGGCAAAUAGGAAACAGAUCCUUGUGAGGAAAAAGAUAAAAGGCUACCCUGCCCACCUUUCACCCUGUUCAGCAAAAGCCCACCAGGGCUCAAGAAGUAUUGGUUCUUCUACCACAGACUCGCCCCUGAUCUCCAUAAGAUUGCUCUGGCCAAUACCAUCUAGCUGGCUAAUCAAUGCAUUUAAGAUUGAUUAACUCCAUCUGUGUUUGCUUUUUGUCUUGGAUUUUCUAAUAUUUUAAACAUUUGUCCAAGGCAUAUUAUAUACGUUUAGAAUAUCUGGUUAAUCAAUUAAUUGAAA
Messenger RNA from Rhineura floridana, 2705 nucleotides. RefSeq names its product dystrotelin (gene DYTN). Gene Ontology annotation, molecular function: zinc ion binding. The transcript is spliced from 14 exons. The record is from RefSeq and is a predicted model, not a curated record. Gene Ontology annotation, cellular component: plasma membrane. NCBI's taxonomy places the organism in Eukaryota, Metazoa, Chordata, Lepidosauria, Squamata, Rhineuridae. The coding region runs from base 1 to 1974 and encodes 657 amino acids. Gene Ontology annotation, biological process: synaptic signaling.